This is a messenger RNA of Brassica rapa (field mustard), 8821 nucleotides long. Its product is annotated as glutamate receptor 1.2. NCBI's taxonomy places the organism in Eukaryota, Viridiplantae, Streptophyta, Magnoliopsida, Brassicales, Brassicaceae. The record is from RefSeq and is a predicted model, not a curated record. Gene Ontology annotation, molecular function: ligand-gated monoatomic ion channel activity. Gene Ontology annotation, cellular component: membrane.
AAUAUAUGUGUUAGAUUCGGACUUACUAUGGGUUUUCAGCUUAAAACCAAUUGGUGAUAAGUAGAUUAACUCUAACCCUCUAUAUAUUACUUAAAAGUCUCCUUGAAUAAUAUGUUCAUUACCGUAUGUAAAUGCAAUUUCAAAAAAAAAAAAAAAUUAUGUUUUCUGUGAUUCUUUAUCAGGUGAUGAUUACCUUUCAAAACAUUAAUUAUAUUCACUGAAGUUUCUUGUGAUUUAAAAUGGCUGAGCAUCAGUUUAGAAAUCGCUGAGAAGGUUUCGGGUAUGUAUACUUAUAGGGCUUGUAUGGAGGAUUUAUUGGCAUGUUUUCAGACCAGUUUUUUCUUCAGCAGCUAACAGGAGUUAGUUUCACUCAUAGUAAUGGUCUAUAGUUUAACGGCUACAUCACACCCAAACAUUUGGCUACUGUAUAUAUUGAUCUGCUCAGAAAUCCUUAGUGUAAAAGGAACCAACAAACAAGGUAACAAUGAUAGUGUAGACACUAAACACCAUGAAUAAUCCUACAUAGUAUAACCUACUCUUCAAAACCCAUCCACACCAGAUACAUUACAAAGGCUUAUUCUAAUUUGUAUUAGUAAGAUCCUUUUUAGUUUGAUUCUACGUUGUUUCUCCUACCAUCUACCAAACAUAAUCUCCUCUUAGAUCAAUCAACUUAUUUCUCAUGGAAGUUCUGCAAUUUUUAUUAGGAUAAAAAAAUUCAUUGGACUGUUAGAGAACCUGGUUUGACCCCAUUGGCCUGAGGGAAAAUGGGCAUUUAAUUCCCAAAGUAUUUGAAAUCGGCAGUUUUAAUACUCAAAUAUUGUUUGCGCAUAUAUAUUCCUCAACCAAUAAUUGACUGCGCAAAAUUGAAAACAAAAUAGUCAACCGUUAACUGAUGAACAAAAAAAAUAACGGUUUCUGUCAAAUUUUAAACACUAGAAUAUUCUAAUCAUGAUUUUGCACAGUCAAUGAUUAGUUGGGGAAUAAAUAUGCACAUAUAAUAUUUGAGUAUUUAAUUUGCCGAUUGAAAAUACUUUGAGGAAUUAAAAACUCAUCUUUUUCUUUAUAUUUCUUAUAAGAUUGAAAGUCAUUAACAUCAAUCCCUUUAAAAAAACACAAGUAAAAAUAUUUUCUAGUUAAAUAAAAUCAUUGUACGAGAUAUUUACCUUUAGAAGAGAUUGUUGAUUUUUUACACUGACAUAUAAAACAAUACAAAAUAAUUAUUGUUACAUCUUAUUGUCGAUGUACUUCAUGUUUAUAUCACUUUAGAUGAUUUUUAAAAUAAUUCAUAGUUAGAAAGAUUCAUAAUUUGAAAUAAUAUACAAGAUAUUUAAUCUCGGAAAAGGAUUUAUUUAGUUUAUAAAAGCAUAUAAAAUAACAUAAGAUAAUUACAUUUGCAUUGUAUUGCUGAUGUGCAAUAUAUGAAUGUGUAAAGUACAGAUAAUUAGAUAUGAUUGUCUAAAGUAGAGAUCCAAUGUACAACAUAUAAUUGUCUAAGCAAUAUGAAAUCAUCCAUAAGUGAUUUUAUAAACAUGAAGUACAUCAACAAUACGAACAAUACGAUGCAACCAUAAUUAUUUGUAUUAUUUUAUACGUCAUUGUUAAAACUCAAAAAUCUAUUUCAGAUAGAUAAAACUCUCUUGGUUAUAUCUAACUUGAGAAUAUUUCAAAUUUUGAUUUUCUAAAAAAAGAAGUGUUGUUUUAAAUUUCUCAAGUAUUUUUAAUCGGCAAAUUAAAUACUCAAGUAUUAUAUGUGCAUAUUUAUUCCCCAACUAAUCAUUGACUGCGCAAAAUCAUGAUUAGAAUAUUCUAUCGUUAAAAAAUUGACGGAAACCGUUAUUUUUUCGUUCAUCAGUUAACAAUUGACUAUUUUGUUCUCAAUUUUGCGCAGUCAACUAUUAGUUAGAGAAUAAAUAUGCGCAAGCAAUACUUGAGUAUUAAAACUGCCGAUUUCAAAUACUUUGAGAAUUAAAUGUCUAUUUUCCCAUUGGCUUGAAACAUUUGAAUAAGAUCCCCAUUUUGUAAAAAAAUAUAUUAUAUAUUAAUAUAAAUAUAAAUAUAUAUAACAUACAAAUAUAAAAUGAAAUAAAAAUAAAUAAUUGAUUAAAAGUAUAUUAAUGAUAACAAUAUAUUAAUGUUACUUUAUAGAAUUUUUUUACAUCUUAAAGAUAUAAUUCUAUUUUUUAAAAAAAUUACUAUAGAUGUAAAACUUUUUUUAAUAAAGAAUAAACCAGUUCAUUUAUAUAAUAUGUUUUUUGGACUUCUCAAAUUUCAUGACUGGUUGUCGUUAGAUAGCCAAUUAAGUAGGUGCCCGUGUGAUAGAAGGACUGUUUGGCUUGCCUGAAGUUACUGUCGUAAAGGAUGUUGACCAAGUUUGAUCGAUCAUUAGAGAUGGUUUACUUUUGAGAUGAGAGAUGACUUCAUAAUUUCCCUCUACUUCUAUAUUUUAGAUCUUUGACUUAUUCGCAUCUAUGAACUCGUUGACUAGUUCUUCCCGACAAAAAAGUUUAAUACAGUCCAAAACAGGGGUACAACGUUAGAUAACAAGUCGGGUUGAUACGUCUAAUACCAAAAAAAAUACAUCCUUUUUCUUACAGCCUUGACAAAUGCUGUAUUUGUGUCUUUAACUGUAGCUAUUGGUCUCUUUGACAGUUUCUUUGAACUAUAAAGUCAUCAUUUGAUCAUUUCCCUUACUUUUCUUUGACUGGGUCGUAAAUUCGUAAUAAAAUGAUUGUUGAAUUUCCACAAAAUAAUGUGACAAAAGAGUAGCCAAAGUCGCGAAACUCACACUGAUUUUCCUUUUGAACAUGUAAUCCUAAUAAAUAAUCAUUUUAUCCUGUCAAAUGAUUGGAUUAAGCAUUGGUCGUCCAUGUCCGAAUCUAAUCAGGCCUAUUUUGGUUACAACUAUUUUUCACAUGAACUGUAAUUGGUCAAGAAUUAGAGACCAAUUAACUCAUCAGCAUAGACAUGCUACACUAUGCUGAUGAACCCGUUGACUAAUAUCUUCUUAAAAAUCUUACGGUCCAAUGGAGAACCUACAUUAUAUUCUUCUCCUUCAGAGGAAAAACAAAACACGGCAUGGGUUGACUUAGAAUCGGUCAUAUAAAAUAAAAAUGAACAAGAAUGAUAAAGUAGAUAACGUGUGUCUUUUCCUUUCUAAUCGGAAACUUUUUUUAAUGGAGAAGUUUGGAAUUCAAAAGGCAGUCUCAUUUCUUCUUGUUCUGCUUCUCUUCAUCUGUUUCGCUUCAAGUCAAAACGAUGACGUUCAGGAUCAACACAUUCGGAUCCGGGUCGGAUUGGUUUUGAAUUUUGAUUCCGUGGAGGGGAAGACAGUGAGAAGCUCUGCUUCAACGGCGCUUUCCGAUUUUUACGCCAUCAACAGUGAUUACAAAACAAGAGUCUCUCUCUCAGUCAGAGACUCUCAAGGAAAGCCUCUCCUCGCUCUCGCUUCUGCUGUAGAUCUGCUGCAAGCUGAAGGAGUGGAGGCGAUCAUCAUCGGCGGGAGUUCGUUGCUGGAGACGAAGCUGUUGGCGGAGAUUGGAGAGAAAGCUAGUGUUCCUGUGAUCUCACUUAACUCUCCGAUCUCACCGUCGUUGAGCAGAUACAGUCAUUUGAUCCAAGCGACGCAUGACUUUGUAUCCGAGGCGAAGGGGAUCACAGCUUUUAUCCAUGGGUUUGGUUGGAAGAGUGUUGCUCUUGUUUACGAGGAUGAUGAUGACGAUGACUGGAGAGAGAGUAUGCAACUCAUGGUGGAUCAUUUUUAUGAGAACGGCGUUGGUGUACAGUCCAAGGUUGGUUUUGCAAUGACUUCUAGCGAGGAAAUGGUUAUGGAUCGGUUAGGGAAGAUGAAGGACUUGGGGACGAGUGUUUUUGUUGUGCACUCGUCUGAGGUUAUUGCUACUCGUCUCUUCGAAUGUGCUGAGAGAUUGGGUAUGAUGGGUGAAGGUUUUGCUUGGAUCCUAACUGCCAAAAGCAUGAGCAGCUCUCAUGAGAACAGUGAUGGUUUUGGAAAAGAAGCAAUGGAGGGUGUGGUUGGGUUCAAGACUUAUGUUCCAAAGUCAAAAGAGCUUCAGAAUUUCACUUGGAGAUUGAGAAGUAAUGAAGAAGAUGUUUGGUCGGAGAAAGCUCGGUUGAGUAUCUCUGGUGUUUGGGCUCAUGAUGUAGUUUGGGCAGUGGCGAGAGCCGCGGAAGUUGCUAGGGUGGAAAAUGCGUCAUCAACUCUCAUCGAGGCUAUCACUGAGUGUAGGUUUAAGGGUUUGAGUGGUGACUUCAAAGUGAAGGAUAAGAAGUUCUUGUCAGACAAGUUUGAGAUUGUGAAUUUGUUGGAAUCAGGUGAGAGGAGAAUAGGGUUCUGGAAUGGCAAUGGUAGUUUCAGCAGUAGAAGACAUUUUAACAAGCUCGAGGAGACCAUAAUCUGGCCUGGUGGGUCUGCUCAAACUCCAAAAAUGCGCAGUCUAGGAGAAAGUAAAAGAAAAAAGCUGAGGGUUUUGGUUACAUCUAGCAACAGGUUCCCAAGACUGAUGAAGGUGGAGACUGAUCUAGCAACAAAUGUUACAACUGCGGAAGGGUUCUGUAUAGAAGUCUUCCGGGCUGCCAUUUCAGCUUUUGACUAUGAAUUGGAGUUCAUCCCUUGGCGCAAUGGAAGUAACUACAACAGACUUGCAUAUGCACUUUAUAGUCAGAAAGAUAAAUAUGAUGCAGCUGUGGGAGAUAUUACAAUCACUGCCAAUAGAUCAAUGUAUGUUGAUUUUACGAUGCCAUUCACAGAGAUGGGUCUUGGAACUGUAGCACCAAAGGAGACAAGUAUGUGGGUGUUCUUCCAUCCUCUAAAACGAGACCUUUGGAUAACAAGUGCAGCUUUCUUUGUCUUGACGGGCACUAUAGUUUGGUUGAUAGAGAAACAUGAUAACAAAGAGUUCCAGGGUUCUUGGCCGAAACAGAUGGGAGUUAUAUUUUGGUUUGGCUUUUCUACCCUUGUUUAUGCCCAUAGGGAGAAACUACAACACAACUUAUCAAGAUUUGUAGUUACAGUUUGGGUAUUUGCAGUGCUCAUAUUAACUACAAGUUAUACUGCAACUUUGACAUCAAUGAUGACGGUGCAACAAAUACGAUUCAACUCUAAUAAAGAUUUUGUGGGGCAUCUUUCCGGCUCGCUCAUUGCAAAGAUGGCCCUAACUAGUCCCAGAUUCCGACCAACUAAUACCAAGGGUCUCAAUACUUCUACAGAUUAUGCUCAAGCCUUGUUGAAUAAUACUGUCUCAUUUAUUGUGGAUGAGUUGCCAUACCUCAAAGUCCUCCUCGGAGAGAAUCUUGGGAAAUUUCUUAUGGUCAAGGCACAAUGUAACACCAAUGGUUUCGGCUUUAUGUUUCAGAAGGGGGACGAACUGGUGCCUCUUGUGUCCAGGGAAAUCUUGAACCUGAGGACGAGCGAUAGACUUAUCGAGAUGGAGAAAAGAUGGUUUGAGAAUCAACUUCCAUACACAGCAGAUGAUACAUCAAAUCCUGUAACCCUUUAUAGAUUCCGUGGGUUGUUUAUGAUCACCGGAGUUUCUUUCGCUUUCGCUCUUGUGGUGCUUCUCAUCCUCUGGCUCCGAAACAAAUGGGAAGAUCUGAUGUGUUCGGUCAACAUAUUCCUCUCGCAACGACUUGUACAUUUUAGGAUCCUCUUCGCAAGAACUAUCCAUCCCAACACCCUUGAUAACGCCGAUGGCGAGAAUGCGGUUCAAAUGGCUCAACGUAACUGAAGAUAGGAACUGAUUCAAACAUAGCAAAACGUACAUUACCAUUUGUACUUAGCAUCAUAAUACAAGUAGAUGCUCAAGUUUUUUGGCGUGCUGUGCCCUGAGUCUCUAUAGCCUUACACAAUUGUUGUGACGUUGUUGCUUUGACCUAGAAGCCUCACCAAACAAGCUUGCUGCCCCUUCGUCCUCGAGUGGUCCGUCAACUGCGAUAUGGUUCUUGAUUCAAAUCGGGUUGCGUCCAUGUGUUAGACCAAUCAUAUGUUGGGAAAAAAUAAUUUUUAAACAUACACAUUAUUUUUAUUUUAUUUGUAGCAAUUAAUAAUGAUAAACUUCGAAAAAUAUUAUUAUAUUUAUUGAAUUCCUAUUAAUUUUAAAUUAUAGAAAAUAAAUAAUUACAUAAAAGGAAAUAACUAUAAGAAAGAUAUUAUUUUUUAGAAAAUGUAUCAAAAAUUUAAAAUAUUUAUUUUUGAAACAGAUGGAUUAAUGUGAUUAAACAGAGGGAGUAUGUGAUAAAUCAUGUAACUAGUGUCUUCUUGCAAAUGGUUUGGUUCUGCAAUGUAUAUAUAAAUUGGCUUUAUAUUGGGCUGACAAAAGCAAUGAGCCCAUAACCAUUUUCUGGAGAAAAGAAUAGAAAGCAAACCCUAAUCUCUUUACCCUCCGGUUACUAGUAUAAACUCUCCUCUUUCUCUUCUCUAACAACGCCUGUCAUCUCUCUCUAAUAAAUCCUUUAAAUUUUUGUUGUUUUAUUUUACAAAGUUUUCUAUCUUGUGUUAUUACAAGCAAGUUCAGCUUCUUUGGUUGGAUCAAAGACUGUCAUGAUCCAGUCAAUUUAUAAAAAAAUAUAACCUUGCAAAAUAGAACUCGGCAGUAUCACUCGCCUGGAUCUGAUGAUAUUUCAUGAUUAUCCAGGCCCUUAAUCUACUGGCAAAUUUAUUCUCUCUUAUUGAGUUUGGUUCAUAUGUUUUUCUGCAAACGCACUCUGUCCCGAGACCAUUAAUGUUUUGGUGCAAUUUCUUCGUUUGCUAAAUUGUGUAUCCACCCAUUAAACUUGUCUUAGGAAUCUUUUCGGUGAUUCCCUACAUGGGCUCAUGGUUGGCUUACAUCUUACUCAAUUGUUUCCAUACGAAUAUUUCUCAGCAACAAGUAAGCAUGAAGAAUUUAUGUUAUUUAGACACGAAGAAUGAUGAUUUGAUGCAAGAUUUUUUUAAAAAAAUAGAAUUAAUGUUGUUAGGAUUUAAACUGAAAUAGCUAAGCUUAGUUGCAUCAUUAUGGACAAGGAAAGCUUACAGACCGAGUUAUAACAGAACUGGUGCAGAGCAUGCGACAGACACUACCUAUCUGAUUUGACCCUUGAUCUUUUACUUAACAUCGAAAUACCGGUUAAUCAUUGAACAACUUUGUCCAUCUUCAUUUUCAAGAUGGAUUUGGUCAUUUCUGACCUAUUGUCCUUUGAUCUAGUCUAAUCUUUUUCCCGGUAGCCGGUAGAAGUCUAAUGUCCUAUAGCCAAAAGGCAUUAAGCUAAUAAGAUUAAUUUGCUUGGGCUUGGAAUAAGAAACACUCCUUCUCAAACAUUGAGAAGUAAGAAGAAUAGAGUAGGAUACUGUUUUCUAAAGGAAUUUAACAUUAAAACCCCUUAACUAAAUUAGUUUUAGAGAAAAACCCUCAAAUUCAGUAUUUAAUGAAAAACCCCCAAACUAAUUUAUGUAAUGAAUUAAUAUAGAAACCCAUAAUUUAAAGAUUUACCAGUAGUAAUGGUAAUUAUGAUAUGCUAGAGUUUAAUUCAUUAAAUAUAGUUAGUUUGAGGGUUUUUUCGUUAAAUACUUAGUUUGAGGGUUUUUACCCAAAACAAACUUAGUUAAGAUAUUUUAACUUUAAAAAUCCUUUUCUAAAAUACAGUCACCAAUGUAAGUCAUAGUUUUACUACACCCAAAAAAAUGUAAGUCAUAGUAAUUACUUUUCAUAACAAAUGAGUUGCUGGAAAUACACGAGGAAUGGACAAUACACAGUUAAGUCUGGAUAUUGGGUUGCUCAAAAUCUGCUGAAGUUAGAUGAGGAAAAGCUGAUACUGGAACCAAGUAUAACUAAACUUCAAGCCUUUGCUUGGAAGUUGAAAGCGCCUAGGAAGAUAUGUCAUUUAAUAUGGCAGGUGAUAACGGGUCAGAUGGCAGUAACGAGAAAUCUAGUGAGAAGAAAUAUGCGCUGUGAUGAUUACUGUCCGAGGUGUGGGGAGGCAGAGGAAUCUGUAACUCAUGCCAUAUUUGAAUGCCCUCCUGCUCUGCAAGCAUGGUCCUUAUCGACAACUCUUACAAGCCCAUGCAUAUUUCCAGCGUCAAGUGUCUACACAAACAUGGACUAUCUAUUCUGGAGGAAAAAGAAUAUCAUAGCUUUAGACCAAGACAUAGAUCCUUAUCCCUGGAUAAUAUGGUAUAUAUGGAAGGCUCGUAAUGAUAAGCUCUUCAGGGGAAUAGACAGAGAUCCUUUGGAGCUAGUCCGAUAUGCAGAAAGCGAAUGCCAAGCCUGGUUUAGUGCAAAUGAGUUGAUACCACCGGUAGUGCAAGACAACAACAAUGAGGAAAACCAAGUCUUAAGCUUGAGUAAUAUUUGCCUCCUGGAUGGAUCAUGGACAGCUUCCGAUAGAUUCAGUGGAUGCGGAUGAGCUUGGAUGGAUAGCGGGGAGAACAUACAACUUUUGGGUACACGAAACUUCAGUCGAUGUGAAUCAGCAUUGCAUUCUGAGAUAGAAGCACUGCGCUGGGCGAUGGAGAACAUGCUUCAACACUCACCAUGUCAGAGCUUUGGAACAGAUUGCAAGGAGCUGAUUGCUAUGAUAAAUGAACCCCAAAAAUGGCCAAGAUUUGCGACAGAAUUGGAGAAGAUAGAGACGCUGCAGAUUUGCUUUCCGGACUUCAAAAUCAUACAUGUUCCACGAGUGCGCAAUCAGUUUUCGGACUUUUUAGCUAAGACUGCUAGAACAUUUCGGAGAGAGUUACUUUUUAUUGGUUGUUAUAUUCCGGUCUGGUUACCCAGACCACCUCAAGCUUGAGUAAUAGAAUGGCCGUUCGACGUCAAAAAAAAAAAACAAA